UACUAUGGUAUACACGCUUAGGCAAAGAAUUGAAAUGAUUUUUAUUUAUGGCGAGCAAGGAAGAUGCGCAAGAAGAACGGCAGAAGUUUUUAAUAAUAGAAAUCCUAAUUGUAAUGUAAGUCACAGAUACAUUUUGGACGUAGUAGCUAAAUUUAAUGAAACGGGUUCAGUUGGAAACAAAAAAAGGGCAAGUCGGCGUGUUUUAAACGAAGAUGCUCAAGUAGAGAUUUUGGGAACAUUCGUUGCAGAACCCACCAAUUCUCUCCGUACAGUAGCACGUCUAACUGGAAUGUCACAUGAAACUGUACGACGAGCAUUACAGUUACAUAAAUAUCAUCCGUACAAGAUGCAAAUUUUACAGGAACUUCAUGAGGACGAUUUUGAUAGGAGAAUAGAGUUUUGCGAAAUUAUGUCCAACUUAAUAAACACUCGUGCAAUUGUGAGAGGGUGCUACACAGCGGCCACAAAAAAUUAAUGUUUGGGCCGGUAUUCUUGGAAAUGCUGUUAUAGGACCGUUGUUUAUUGAACAAAACUUAACUGGAGAGCUCUACUUACACCUACUUGAAGAUGUAAUUGAUCCUUUGAUAACAACUGAACUGGAAAAUCAAGUUGGUAACAUUUUGCAAGAAAACGAACUACACUUUCAGCAAGAUGGAGCUACGCCGCAUUAUUUUCGGCCAGUGCGGGAGUGGUUGAAUAACAGAUUCCCUAACCAAUGGAUUGGUAGAAGGGGACUGAUAGAAUGGCCUGCUAGGUCACCAGACUUAACGCCGUUAGAUUUUUUUUUAUGGGGGCACAUAAAAUCGGUUGUUUACAAAACUCAGCCUGAUGAUAUCGAAGAUUUAAAAAGAAGAAUUACAGAGGCAAGUAGGGCUAUUCCAGAAGAGGUAUUUCAGAAUGUUCGGGAAGAAUUUGAGAAUAGACUUUAUUUUUGUUUGGAGAACAAUGGAGAACAC
This is a messenger RNA of Anthonomus grandis grandis, 956 nucleotides long. RefSeq lists its product as uncharacterized. The transcript is spliced from 2 exons. NCBI's taxonomy places the organism in Eukaryota, Metazoa, Arthropoda, Insecta, Coleoptera, Curculionidae. The record is from RefSeq and is a predicted model, not a curated record. Bases 5 to 475 code for a protein of 156 amino acids.